Phoenix dactylifera (date palm) is the source of this 1505-nucleotide messenger RNA. RefSeq lists its product as uncharacterized. Gene Ontology annotation, molecular function: S-adenosylmethionine-dependent methyltransferase activity. The record is from RefSeq and is a predicted model, not a curated record. NCBI's taxonomy places the organism in Eukaryota, Viridiplantae, Streptophyta, Magnoliopsida, Arecales, Arecaceae.
UUGCCUUUAUUUAAUUAUUCCCUCCGAGGUGACCGGCGAUCCCCGGUACGUAAACGUACGGAACUACCGCGCCCGGAUUUACCGCCGUCUCUUUAAAUGCUGGAGCGAACCCCCUCGCUCUCCUCUUCCCCCACCCUUGGCUCCUCCACUGCCUCCACCGAGAAGAACCGCCGAUCGAACGGUCCACGAACGAGAUCGGGCCAUCCGACGGCCCUCCUCUUUCCUCCUUGUAAGUCUGUGAUCCCCCGUCUUCAUUUCCAACUCCUCUGUUGCUUAGUGUAGAGUUCAGACUUUCAGAGGUUUGGAUCAAAGAUUGAGGGUUUUGAGAGAAGAAUUUCGAAGCCCUAGAAUUGAGAUCGGCUUCGAUCUGGUCGAAAAUGGGGAAGGCCGGGAGGGAUUGGAUGCAGAUCUACGCGAUUUACGGCACCGACGAGGGGCAGACGGUGGCGUUUCUCUCCUUCCACGCCGCCAUCUUCGCCGCCGUCUCCCUCCUCCUACUCCUCUACUUCGUCCCAAUCUUGGAUUUCUUCCAUUCCCUCCUCCCCGGCGUUCCCCUUCCGGCGAUCCGCUUCGCUGCCGGUUUCACCGGCUCCGUGGCGGCCCUGUCGGCUCUGUGCCUGCUGUUCGCCGCCGGCAACGUGCUGUACUCCUCGGUGGCGCUGCGGUGGGAGAUGGCGCAGCGGAUGGUGGCGGCGGUGCCGGACUGGGUGGCGGUGCGGACGGCGCUGGACGUGGGGUGCGGGCGGGGGAUGCUGCUGAACGCGGUGGCGAAGCAGAUGAAGAAGGAGGGGUCCGGGGGCAGGGUGGUGGGGCUGGACCGCCGGCGGGAGACGGCGGUGGCGGCGCUCCGGCGGGCGUGGGCGGAGGGGGUGCAGGAGUACGUGACGUGCCGGGAGGGGGACGCCCGGCGGCUGCCCUUCCCGGACGCCUACUUCGACGUCGUCGUCUCGGCGGUGCACCUCAGCGGGCUCGGCCGGAUGGCAGCCGGCGGCGGCGGGUCGGCGGCGGCAGCGGCAGCGGAGAGGGGGAGGGGGCUGGGGGAGGUGGUGAGGGUGUUAAAGCCCGGAGGGGUGGGGGUGGUGUGGGAUUUGGUGUGCGUGCCGGAGCUCGCGCAGAGGCUGAGGGAGAUGAGAAUGGAGGAGGUCAGGGUCUCGGAUCGGGUCACCGCCUACAUGGUUAGCAGCCAUAUCGUAUCGUUUCGGAAGCCCACCGUCGCCUCCGUGGAGGCCCAGCAGCCGCUCGAUUGGAGGGCCACCAUCGUUUGAUUCUGUUCACAAGGAAUAACAGAACCAUACCUCAAAAAGUACCGUAUUGGUGGUAGUUUUUUCCCUGAAAGGGAAGAAAAAGGAACCUCAACUGUGAAUUUUUGGAGUUAGUGAAUGGUAUAGGAUGCUUGGAUUCAUAGACAUAAAGGAUAUAUAUGUGAUGUACAGUGGCUUUAAUCUUAUUAAGGUUGCAGCUUAAUAUGCAAAAAUAAAUGCAAGUUUUGUUGGUUGCUAAAAUAA